Molecule: messenger RNA, 4085 nt
Organism: Lytechinus pictus (painted urchin)
Lineage: Eukaryota; Metazoa; Echinodermata; Echinoidea; Temnopleuroida; Toxopneustidae
Product: coiled-coil domain-containing protein 148-like
Exons: 13
Coding region: 140-1996 (618 amino acids)
Source: RefSeq, a predicted model, not a curated record
ACUGUAAAUUCUUGGUACCCAAGGUAAAUCAAGGUUCGUAAAUCAACGCUUCGCUCAAUUCAACCUCUAGAUAUCUGAGAGAUUUUUGCAACAACAACAAACAUCAAGUCAGAAACAUCCUGAGAUCGAGGGGGCAAAGAUGACCGGUAGGGAUUACAGAGGGUUCUUGACGACUCAUAGGACUGGAGCAAGGGAGACGGGUCGUCCAGAUGAAGCAGAUAAGCUUCUAGUCCGCAUGAAGGAAGGCCUUGGAAGCACUCGCUACACCAAGCUGGACUACGACCAGCUGAAGGCCGCUGCCCUGGAGCGGAAGAUCUCCGGUAACCGCUCCCUCCUGAAGAUGAACAAACUCAAGAGCUUCUCCAAGGCCAGCAAGGAGAACACCCUGCUCAAGCAGCACCGGACAGUCUGGCAGAGGGAGCUGGGGAAGCUGGACGGCAUCAGACAUCGGCUGGAGAGGGAGCAAGAGCGGCUGAUUCUGCUGGGAACCUCGGAAGGAUCGUCCAUCACCAUGUUCAUGCUGGAGGCGGAGGAUUACAAGAUGCAGUUGACGGAGGAGCUGGAGAAGUUCCGGAAGGCUACGGCUGAACCUAUCUGGUCACUCAAGGAUGAUCUGAAGGUCUGGUUAUCAAGGAACAGAGUGAAGCUGCAGAGUGGAGGAGAUGACGAACUGGAUGACCAACAUGCUGAGGUCUGUGAAGUCAUCGAGAGUGUCAAAGGACAACAGGAAGCCGUCAUGAAGCAACUGGAACACGAGCAGUGGGCGCUGGAGAGUGAGCUAGAUGCUGGAUUCUUACAAGGUCUUAGUCUAGGUACAGAGAAGUGUGUGACGGAAGGGAUACCGAUGGAGGCUGAGGUCCUGGAAUGUCCAGAUCUGGAGAUUCGGGAUGCUGUCCUUCAGGAAUUCCUUACUCUUGAUGAUAAAUACAAGGAAAGACUGGGAGAUCUUGAUAGAAGGCACUCAAGCACACUCUUGAAUUCUUAUGGUGGUUGGAGUCGAGAUGAUCACUUGAUUUUUGAGAGCAUAGUUGAGAUGUACCCCAGAGACAUGCAGAACAGACGUGUGCUUUACAUUGACAGACUCAGAAAACAGUUUCCGAAGAGAACAAGAGCACAACUGGUUGAACACGAGGACUGGAUGAUUACCCAUCGAUACCACACCCGCCUCAGGAACACCCUGGUCAGCUGCUGGGCCAAGGACAAGCAGGAGCUCUACGAGAAGGCAGCGGCUAUCUUUGCGGAUGUUUGCCUCGCAGCGGAGCUCGAGUCCAUUGCAGCUAUCAAUGAGCAACGACAAGGGAUGAUCAACCAACAGCUUCGGGAGAAGAUUGAGCUAUGGAGAGAGCAAAAACUUGAGGCGAUGCGUAUUGAAGCAGAACUUGAAGCAGAAAGGCUGAAGAACGUACAGAAGGAGAUGGAAUUGGAGAAGGAGAAGGAUGAAAAGAAGAGGGCUGCAGACAAGCAGAAGAUACAAGUAUACAAGGAGCAGCUGCAAAAGGAGCAUGAAAAAGAGGAAACGGAGAAGCGAGAAAGACUGGCUGAACUCCGGAAGGCGAUGGAAAUACAGGCUGAACAUGACAAAGAGAGAGUUGCUUUCCGUCAACACUUGCAAGAGCUGAAGGAAGAAAGGAUGGCAGAAGAAAAGAUGAGGUUAAGAGAGGAGGAAAUAGAGAGGGAAAGAAGACUGGAGGCGCUGAGGGAACAGGUUGCAGUGCAUGUUGAGAGUGACCCAGUUCGCGUGAUGCAAGCUACCGCAGCCUAUAAGGCUCACCUGGGUAUAGGAGUAGAACAAGACAUCAACAUCCAGCAACCUUUGUUUGAAAUGAAUACAUUCAGCUCAGAUAAGGUGAUGUCAGAUCCAAGGCUGAAGCUAGAACAGGCACUGAGGAAAGCGGGUCUUCAUGAAAAUCCUUACGCAAGGCAUAUGAUCAGCACAACCAAGCCUUUGAAGGCCCCGAGGCCUGAUAUGAAGUCGAGUUUAUUCAAGGACAAAUGAUGGUGCCUCCAUAUGCUAUAGAACCAAGAUUACCACCUUGAAGUUAAAUGACAUUUCAAAUAACUAAUUUUGCCUCCGACGAAGAUUCUGCUAGGAUCGAAAGCUUAGGCCCCUUUUGACUUUCUAAUUUACUCCAUUGGCUCUCUUUUAUUAGAUAAGCAGUUUUCAGCAGCUUCUUUUUGCCAAAUAACUAAUUUGACGUCAUCUACGUAGGCCAGAUGCAAAAUCCAGCCUGAUCAGCGAUAAAUGAUGAAGACGUAGAGAUGCAACCCACCUUGAAAGUUUAAUAAUCAUUGUUGCAAAGCAUUUGAUUUCAUUUAGGCUGGAUAUGAAAUCUAGCCUUUUCAAGGGUAAAGGAUGGCAAUACCAUAAUAUAAACACAACCCAACUAGAAAUUAAUUGGUAUAUCAGUGCCGCAAAGCAUUUGAAGUCAUCUAGGCUAAAUUUCAAAAGUAGCCUAUCAAGGAUAAAUGAUGGCGAUGCCAUAGAAACUUGACCCACCUACAAUUUAAGUGAUAUGUCAGUGCCUCAAAGCAUUUGAAAGCAAGAAGACUAGAUUUGAAAUCUUUUAUUUUCAAGGAUACCUGGUGGUGCCAUGGUAUAAACACAACCAGGGGCAGAUCCAGGAUUUUUCAAAAGGGGGGGGGGGCAAAUUUUUCAGCUGAAAAUUUGACAAGCAGAAAAAAAAGGUUCCCAUUUUCAAAAGGGGAGGGGGGGUACAAUUAGGUAAAAGUGGUAUAUUUACAUCACAAAUUUUGAUUAAGGCUCUCAGAGGGGAGGCAUGCGGCCGGCUGUGAACCCCCCCCCCCCCCGAUCCGCCAGUGAACACAACUAAAUAUAUCACCUUGAAGGUAUUAAAAUGAUAUGUCAAGGCCACCAAACUUUUGAGGGCAGCAAGGCUGGAUUUGAACUCUAUUCUGUUCAAGAAUAAAUCAUGGCACCACCAUAUCAGUAUCAUUCAGUACUAUUUAAAAUAGAGACACCAAAUAUGGAUGUGAAAGAGAACGUUUGUGAUGACAAAUGGUAUGUCUUCACCACAAAACCUUGGUCUAAUGUACAAUUAAGUUUCUCUUCAAGCAUUAUACUCGGGAGCUUUGACGUCCAUGACGCACUACAGAUCCAAGAACACAGCAAAUGUAUUGAAAAAGCCCAUCAAAUGACAAUGAACAGCUUGGAGGUUUUGGUUGAAACUCGCGGUGAACCGAAACAGCAGUUUCAUCCUUAGUUUUGGAGCUGAAGCCAUGGUAACCUUCUGAAGUAUAUAUUUUUUUAGUGUCUCUUGAAUGCUCCACAGUAAGUAGUGACUGUGCUCUGUAAAGGGAUCUAUAGGGUUCAGUGUUCGAAACUGUUAAGCACCAUCAAUGUCCUGUGUAGUCCAGAUUGGACAUUCAUAUACAUAGAAGCUCUCUUUCCAAAAGCUAACAUAGAGGGGCAUCAUGACUCCCAAUCCCUUACACAGUGCCAUUCCCCUCAUCUCCCCCUCCUCGGGUGAGAAGGGGAGAGGAGGGGAUUUGGAAUCAGAGGAGGCCCUCUUUGUCAGCUUUGAGAAAGAGAGCUUCCAUACACCAACUUCCAAUCUGGACUAUGUCCUAUGGUGUCUACAUUAAUUUGCAACUCACUUCUAAGAUGCAGUCACUGGAUAUCCGCGAGGUUCCAUUGAAUACUUCACUUUUAACUUUAAUCUCCUUGUGGAUGUUUCAUUAAGCUUGUACUUCAUAACUUACAAAAUACAUUAGAAACGAGUGGUGACCCUUUAUUGUGCUAAAUGAUGUUACCCCACCAUGCGUACGGACCUGGCUUAGCACCAAAGAACAUGUUCCAAUCAUGCAUGAAGAUGUGCUUAACAUUAUACACAGCUUUGCUUUGACCCACCUUGAUUUUCGUUGGCUUUUAAGUUGGCCCUGUUUUUGGUUAUGAUAAAUGACAAUAACAUCAUCAGUGGUUGAGUUUAUGCAGUGGGCCCAGGUGUGUACAGUUAUGUCUGUCCACGUUUUCCCCAGGAGGCAGAGAAAGUGCUUUAAUCCUAACUUACCUGUGCUAGUUUGCUGACUUAAAGGGCCGGUCCUCCGGGCUGAAAAUAUUAAUGUCU